UCUCUGUCUCUAUCUAGCUAUAUAUAUAUAUCUUUCUCUCUCUCUCUCUCCACUUUUUCCUUUUUUCCCGCUUGGCGGACGGAGAGCCAAGCUGGUGACCGGGGAGGCGCGCGUAGUAACCGUGCAUCGGUCUACGUCAACGGAAGUCUUGCCGUAGCACCCGGCGUGCUCUCGGUUACUCCGACCCAUAUAAUCGUCGUGCCGCGGCCCCCGUUCGUCCGCUUCGACCGGCUGCGGAUCUACCUGCGGCGCAGCGAGGUUUCCGUGACUUUGAUAGCGGUGCGAUAAUCACAGAGUAACAAAAUGGCUGCGUUUGUGGCGAAGCAGAUGGUCGGGAACAAGCUCAAUGCGGUUAAAGGCGCGGUAGGAGGCGAAGGAGGUGACGAGGAUGACAAGGAGAAGGAGGAGGAGGCUGAAAGAGAGAGGCAGGAGGCCAUUAGGGAGGCCGAGGAGCGAAGAAAGGAGAAGCAUCGCAAAAUGGAGGAAGAACGGGAGAAGAUGCGGCAAGAGAUCAGAGAUAAGUAUAAUAUAAAGAAAAGGGAGGAGGUGCAAGAGAUGAUGCCACAGGAAGAGCCUAAUCCUCUCAUGCGAAAGAAGAAAACACCGGAGGAACUGGCAGCCGAAGCUGAAGCCGAAGACGAAGAUGACUUUACCAAACUGAGAAAUACGAUAGAAACGCAAGUGAAUGAGAUCAAGUCGCAAAUUGAAAGUAAGUGUAGCCUCCAAUGAGCCUAUUGCAUCGCGCGGUUCGCGAGAAAGAUGACAACGAUAUCGUACGUUGUUGUCGGACUCGUGUCCGCCCUGCUACCCAAAGGAACAAAGGAGGAAGGGGUAGCGGAAGAGAUAACGAAGCAACGAGAAAGAGGAAAACUGAUACGUAGAGUCACCAAUAUUGGAACGCCAUCGUCGUGUCAAUCAAUCGGAGAUCAAACAGUCGAUUGGUCGAUUGUUGCUUAAAGCAAAGUGAACGACGAAAAUGAGCCAGAAGAUAUCCCAAGGAUUUUUCGAGGAUUCCUAAAGGAUUUUUCAUUGCCGUCACAUUUGGAUGAAACUUUCAAAAGGAUCCUGUCGAGAAUUUCAUCCUGCACAAUAUUUAAAGUUAAAGAUGACAGAAGAAUUAUCUUUUAUGCGGAGAAACGGAUUAUAUAGAAGAAUUGAAUGAUAUGAAAUAUCGAAAAUUGUGCUAAAUCAUGCAAACUACAAGAAAUUGGACAAUACAAGCUGAAAUUUGAAAAAAGAUGUGACCCUACAUUAAAGUCUGAUAACUAGGAAUUGGUUUUGAUAAUUGAAGUUGAAAGAAGAUCAGUAAUUAAACAUACAAAAUUGAGACUUAAAAAUAUUCAAUUCUAAAUUCAAUUCUAAUCCUUAAAAAAUUUUUUAAUCUAAUGCUGGUAAUGUAUCAGUGAUGCCAGUAAACUUAAAAGAAAUUAUCUACUAGGAACCGAACAAUAAAUUUACAACUCUAAAAAGUAUAUAUAUUAUAAAUAUUUCAACAAAUGUAUUAACUAAACAAAUAGCGGAACAUGUUGUUAAAUUUAUACAGUAAAUAGAAGGAAAUCGGAAAAUAAAAUAAAUCAACAGAAUAAAGAAUGAGAUUGAAAGAUGUUUGUUGAGAAAAUACAAAAACCAAUUCUCUCGAUUUUUACGACGAACAGAUAUAAACUUCAGUUCCGAAUCCUUAAAUUUGAAGGAAAUUCUCGACAGAUCUGAUGUUCUUCAACGUAAAACGAAGAGAUCCAGGCAUUGACGACAUUGAAGAAAAGUAAAAUUAAUUAGCAGAGGAAUCGACACAAUGAUUAUCUUGAAAAGAAGCACGAAACAAAAAAAUAGAUACAAUAUGUCUUUCGAAAGAAUGAAGAUCAUGUAGCUAAAUAUCGCGGAGAAGAAUUAAAAAUUUAUAAGCAUAAUUGAUUUCGAAGCAAACAAUAUGAGAAAAGGACAAAAUAUGUGUAAAAAAACCAAGAGGAGAGAUGACUGAAAUAUUGUCGAUCGUCGAUGGUGUUCGUGAAGGAAAAAUGUAUGGAGUAAAAACGAUGUAAACGACGACGAAGAAAAAAAAAGAAAAGAGAGAGAAUGCUGACUCGACCAGAGUGUAAUUUUUUUAUGUAAAAUUGUUGCAAACGAAGUGUGAAGUGAUGUUGUUUUAUAGGAUAAUUAGGUGUUCCGUAGAAUGUGUUUAGAUGUAGUCUAGUUUAUAACAAAUUAAUUAUCUGGUAUGACGAAUGAAGUAUCCAACUGUGGAUACCGAGUUAUUUUCUAUUUAUAGUUCGUCUAGAUAUUCUAUAGUUAUAUGGAGAAUUUUUGGCGCAAUUUGGUGAUUUAAAAAUCAACUAUUGAUUAUUACAGGAACUAAUAAUUCACUCUUUAAUUAGCAACAAUAAUGAGUCGUUUGUCUGUUUAUUUUAUGGAAUUCUAUAGUAUUUUGUCGAAUAUCUAGUUAUUCUGUAUCUCUGAUGAUUGUGUACCGCGAACGCUUCAGAUAUGUUAAUUGAUUCUCAAAUAGGGAUAUAAUAGGUAUACAAUAUUUCUUUGUACUUUAGGAAUGUUCUCAGAAAUUUUUUGCAAAAUGAUCAAAGCUUUCGAUCUAAAUCUAAUUUCAAUCUAAAAAUCUAAAAUCCGACAAUUAUUCAGCUUAGAUAUAUCCAAUAAACUGCAAUAACCAUAUCAUUUUUAGAGUUUUACAAUUGCUGAUAGCUUUUACAUAGCUAGCAAGGAAAUAAUAAGUGUGACCAAUUCGACGACCAAUUAGCUUUUUAUUUUUCCAGAAAGAUAUCAGAAGUAUAAGGCAGCAGGAAGUGAUUGGCUUUUUGCUGCGUGCAAUUAUAUUGUUAUGGUGUGUGUGUACGUCGGUCAGAAAUCGGCUGUCAAAUGGGAAACUUCGGAAGCAGUUGGAUAUUCGAAUAUGGAUCUCGAAACUUCCCUGUUAGGUGGUCAAUUAACAGCUCCAACGAAGCGUUGUACAAAAACUAUACUAUGCUUUAUAUUGUUGUACUUAUAGCCUCUCCUUGUUUUAAUUGCUGUCCUUUUGUAUCAUAUUUAAAUUCUUUUUAUUUUAAAUAAUACUUGUUGCUGCUUUUGACUGUAAAACUAUGGGUUGCUAGCUAUAUAAACUUUUAUAAACAUGAUUUAAAAAGGCACGUUGUAACAUCGCGUAUAAUAAAAAAUUUAGUAAUCAAACUAAAAAUUGAUCUGAAAUGCAAGAUUACACAAUAUAAAAUUAAUUGUAUAAGAAACAAAUACAAAAUUCAAAUCUUCAGAAUUAUAAAACAAGAACGUAAAUAUUAAUGAGCGAAUUUUCGAGAGUGACAUUAUUAAUAAAAAUCCAGAAGUGAUAAUCUUAAACAAUUAUCUAUUCUGUCAUCGACUAAUCUGUUAAUUAGUUUAUCGCCGACUCUAAUGUUAGCCAGUAUAUUGAUUUUCACUAUUUGUAGCCAAUGUCCGUUGUAUAUCCACUAUUAUUACAUACGCAUACAACUAUUAUACUAUUACUAUUUAUCUAUAUACUGUUAUAUUCACUGUGGUUUCACAAUUUUCUUUUCAUAAUUUACCCAAGUGAAAUAUAAUGCAUUGAAU
Vollenhovia emeryi is the source of this 3573-nucleotide messenger RNA. It is a transcript of the gene cpx, whose product is annotated as complexin. Gene Ontology annotation, molecular function: syntaxin binding. The coding region runs from base 304 to 729 and encodes 141 amino acids. The record is from RefSeq and is a predicted model, not a curated record. The transcript is spliced from 5 exons. Lineage: Eukaryota; Metazoa; Arthropoda; Insecta; Hymenoptera; Formicidae. Gene Ontology annotation, biological process: synaptic vesicle exocytosis; regulation of neurotransmitter secretion; neurotransmitter transport. Gene Ontology annotation, cellular component: SNARE complex; terminal bouton.